Lonchura striata (white-rumped munia) is the source of this 2445-nucleotide messenger RNA. It is a transcript of the gene GLT1D1, whose product is annotated as glycosyltransferase 1 domain containing 1. NCBI's taxonomy places the organism in Eukaryota, Metazoa, Chordata, Aves, Passeriformes, Estrildidae. Gene Ontology annotation, molecular function: glycosyltransferase activity. The record is from RefSeq and is a predicted model, not a curated record.
CUGCACCGAGCAUGAGGCACCUCCUGGGUGGCAUCGGGAGGCAGAGGCUGCGAUGCUCUUCUCGGGAGCCCUUAGAAUUGACAAUCUGAGCAUGUCAUCUCUGUGCCUAGCGAGGACACAGCGCGGUGCCGAGCUGUGGAAGGCACCCAAAGCUCUGGCUCGGUAGCCAAGUGCCCUCUGGCCAGGCUGGCCCAUCCCGCAGGGCCGGGGGCCGCGGCCGCUCGGCCCCGCUCCGCGGCGCCGUUUCCGGGGGCCGCGGGCAGGUGAGGCGGCGGCGGGCGGAGCGGAGCGGCCGCUAUGCGGCUGCUGCUGCUGGCGUGUCUGCGGGCACAGACCGGCAACGCCACCACGGCCGCCAGGAUCCGGGAUCAUCUACAUGCUGCAGGUCAUAUCUGUGUUCUUAAAGAUGCUUUCAUGUAUGAAAGUCCAACUGAAAUAGCAAACCUGACCUCCACAGACAAGUUUGAUGCAGCCCUGGCCAUUCACCUCUACAAAGGAGGCAGACUGCUGCAAGGGAGCAAAAUUCCUUUUGGAAUCAUCUUUGGUGGGACAGAUGUAAAUGAAGAUAUCAAAUGUAAAGAGAAGCGCCAGGUAAUGGGAGCAGUGCUGGAGAAAGCCAGGUUUGCAGUGGCUUUCACAGUGGAAAUGAAGGAGCUGGCAGCAGCAGAGUGGCCAGAUGCUCGGAAGAAAAUCCACGUGCAAAGCCAAGGAAUUAAGACUACACCCAGUGAAACAUUUGAUUGGUAUAGAUUCCUACAAAAUGCAGGCAUUCCUACAGACACAGGCAGUGUGCACCUCUUCCUUCUGGUGUGUGGGCUCCGGAGAGUCAAAGACCCUCUGUACUUAGUGGAAGCUUUCUCAGACUGGCACAGAAAGGAUCCCAGUGUCCAUCUGGGCAUUAUUGGGCCUGCAGUUGAUCCACUUUUUGCCAGUGAAGUUAAGGAGAGAGUUAAAAGGUUCCCCGGGGUGCACGUGCUGCAGGAGCUGCCCCAGCAGGAGCUGCACGCUGCUCUCAGGAGGAGCCUGGCCGUGCUCAACAGCUCCGUGUCCGAGGGCAUGUCUGCUGCCAUCCUGGAGGCAAUGGAUUUAGAAAUCCCAGUGCUGGCAAGGAACAUUCCUGGGAAUGCAGCACUAAUAAAACACAAGGAAACAGGCCUGCUGUUUUCAACUCCCCAGGAAUUUAUUGCACUGUCCAAGAGUUUAAUGAAUGACCCCAUUAUGGAAAAGGAGAUUGUAACAAGGGCCAAAGACUACGUGAAGAAGCACCACUCCUGGGAAGGUGAAAGGAAAACCUACCAGAACCUCGUGCAGAGACUCCAGUGACGUGGCAGGCUGCAGCGGGGAGCCAGGGGAGCACUUUCACGGUGGAAAUGUGAUUAGCUUUGGGUUCCUCUUGGGUUCCUGUGGGAGAGCAGUCAGACCUUGCAGUCCUGGUUCCACAAACAGCUCCCAGCUGCUGCAGCCCUGCUGGCUGUCCAGCUGAGCCCGGAGCAGCUGCCCGGUGUUUGCUGCUGUGAUGCCGGCCAGGGCAGGGCACUCCUGGCACACAGAGCUCUCAGGAAACCUCCUGCCUGCUGCGUCCCACCCCUGCAGCAGCAGCAGCAGCUCCCUUCCCACUGCCACCCUCUGAGCACAUCCAGGUGCACAGCACACGCUGGGCUAAAGCCAGAGGGACAAAUGAUGGCAGCAGAGCUUCCUGCAGCCUGCCCGGGGGCAGCAGGAGCAUCACAAGCAGUGAGCAGUGCUGCUGCUGGGCCGGGGGAGGAGCACAGGGUGAUCUGUGCUGCCCCUGAGCCCUGCAGAGCACGGCCCAGCUCCCCUGAGCCUGCAUUCCUGCCCCUGGCACCAGGGCAGGAGGUUGGCCCAGGUGCCAGGCUGUGCCAGAGAUGCUCUGUUACAUCAACUACCUCUUGGUUUGCCAGUUCCUUUGGUCCCCCUGUGAUUUACUUAUUUAUUAAAAGAUUUAUGAGACCUACAAAAAGGGAUGGGGGGUGGAGGUAUUUUCAAUUUACUGUUUGUUCUUAUUUGUUACUUCUCAGGAUGUAUUUCUAUAGAAUGCAGCAGCCUUGUCUGAAAGUGAGACUGAUCUCUGCUGAAAGUCCCCACUCAUCAUUCCUGGCAGCCCAGGGAUUAUGGACACACCUUUGAGUCUGUGACUGGGCAUCCAAGGACUUGCAUCUACAGAAAAAAAAGAAAAAAAGAGGGGCGUAUUUAUAACUACUUGUUCUUAGGCACCUUUUUGGUUUGUAUGGUCUUGAGCCUAGAAGAGCCUGUGAAAUGUUCUCCUGGAGCCUGGAGAGCCUGUGAAAUGUUUUCUGUGAUUUCAGUGGCUGUUGUGUCAGACUUUUCUUUGUCAUAAUGAACUUCACUGUGCAUUUUAAGCUUUGCUCUCUAUUUUUGAUGUGUUGCAAGGUUCUGGUGCAGUAAACAAGAAAGCAGUUUGAA